AUGUCCGGGACGCAACCAGCCGCCGACGACGCCACCGUCAUCCGCGUCGGCACGCGCAAGUCGCCGCUCGCCCUGGCGCAGGCGCAGCUCGUCGUCGACGCGCUGCAGGCGGCGUUGCCGUCGCACACGUUCCCGAUUGACAGCAUGACGACGACGGGCGACCGGGACCAGAACACGGCGCUGUACAACUUUGGCGGCAAGGGGCUGUGGACGACGCAGCUCGAGGACAAGCUGUCGCGGCGCGAGGUCGACGUCGUGGUGCACUCGCUCAAGGACAUGCCGACGGAGCUGCCCGAGGGGCUUGUGCUCGGGUGCAUCACAGCGCGCGGCGACGCGCGCGACACGCUCGUCGUCAAGCCCGCCCUCGCCGCCGCCCACGGCUGGGCCACGCUCGCCGACCUGCCCGCCGGCAGCGUCGUCGGGACGUCGAGCAUCCGGCGCAUCGCGCAGCUGGCGCGCCGCUACCCGCAGCUCGCGUUCCAGGACCACCGCGGCAACAUCAACACGCGCCUGCGCAAGCUCGACGAGGACCCGCGCCUCGCCGCCAUCAUCCUCGCCGCCGCCGGCCUGCAGCGCAUGGCCUUUGCCGACCGCAUCUCCCAGUACCUCGACGCCGACGGCGCUGGCAUGCUGUAUGCCGUCGGCCAGGGCGCGCUCGGCAUCGAGUGCCGCGCCGGCGACGUGCGCGUGCUCGCCGCGCUCGAGAAGCUCAAGCACGUCCCGACGACGCUGGCUUGCCUGGCUGAGCGCAGCUUGAUGCGCUCGCUGGAAGGCGGCUGCAGCGUGCCGAUUGGCGUGGAGACGUCGUGGUUGGAAGACGGCCGGCUGCGGCUGCGGGCUACCGUCGUGGCCGUCGCCGGCGACAAGGCCGUGGAUGCCGACGAGGCCGAGGUGGUGACGACCGAGGAGGCCGCCGAAGAGUUUGGCAAACGGAUUGCGCGCGAGUUGGUGGCGGGGGGCGCAGACGAGAUCCUCGACGCAAUCAAUGCGAGCAAGGCCGCACAGGCAAAGCAAGCGGAGCAGGCCGCGCAAGCUGUGCAAGCUACGCAAACAGCUCAAUAG
Cordyceps militaris CM01 is the source of this 1062-nucleotide messenger RNA. Its product is annotated as hydroxymethylbilane synthase, putative. The transcript has a single exon. The record is from RefSeq and is a predicted model, not a curated record. Gene Ontology annotation, molecular function: hydroxymethylbilane synthase activity. The coding region runs from base 1 to 1062 and encodes 353 amino acids. Gene Ontology annotation, biological process: heme biosynthetic process. Gene Ontology annotation, cellular component: cytoplasm. NCBI's taxonomy places the organism in Eukaryota, Fungi, Ascomycota, Sordariomycetes, Hypocreales, Cordycipitaceae.